Molecule: messenger RNA, 786 nt
Organism: Homarus americanus (American lobster)
Lineage: Eukaryota; Metazoa; Arthropoda; Malacostraca; Decapoda; Nephropidae
Product: collagen alpha-1(XXI) chain-like
Exons: 3
Coding region: 1-786 (261 amino acids)
Source: RefSeq, a predicted model, not a curated record
AUGAUUGGUGUACACUGUAAGGAACUCCUGUCAUCAUUACCAGGUGAGUACGGUGUAACAGGUGAACACGGUGUAGCAGGUGAACACGGAAUAACAGGUGAACAAGGAGUAACAGGUGAACACGGAAUAACAGGUGAACACGGUGUAACAGGUCAACACGGAGUAACAGGUGAACACGGUGUAACAGAUGAACACGGUGUAGCAGGUGAACACGGAAUAACAGGUGAACAAGGAGUAACAGGUGAACACGGAAUAACAGGUGAACACGGUGUAACAGGUCAACACGGAAUAACAGGUGAACACGGUGUAACAGGUGAACACAGUGUAACAGGUGAGCACGGUGUAACGGGUGAACACGGUGUAAAAGGUGAACACGGUGUAACAGGUGAGCACGAAAUAACAGGUGAACACGGUGUAAAAGGUGAACACGGUGUACCAGGUGAGCACGGAAUAACAGGUGAACACGGUGUAAAAGGUGAACACGGUGUAACAGGUGAGCACGGAAUAACAGGUGAACACGGACUAACAGGUGAACACGGUGUAACAGGUAAACACGGUGUAAAAGGUGAACACGGUGUAACAGGUGAACACGGUGUAACAAAGCACAACCAAGUUUACACAGAGAUCGUCUACCUCGCCGGGGCAUUUCAACAUUAUUUUCGUAUGCUCACACAUUUUUACCCUUUCUCUGACAUCGGAUUUGCAUUCUAUGCAUCAAAACGAACACAUCAGGAAAGAUGCCGCCAAAAAGAAUUCCGAGUAAUAGAGUCCCCGUGUCCCAGUUAG